AUGUCCGGCUCACUUGUGCGUCUGCGGUUGGGCUACCCAUCGUUUUCCCGAUGCUCUCGGGUUCCCAGUUCUCGUCGGUUGUUCUCGUCGGACUCCCCCUUGAUCACUUCCACUAGGGCCGUCUCAACCCCCGGAACUCGCCCGGGACUAUCAGGGAACUUGAAUUUACAUUCCGAUCAUGACCUCCUCUUGCCGUCUUCCUCCUCUGCCUCGUCGUUCUCUACCUCUUCCAAGCUUUCGGAUCCCGGCGACUGGGACGUGAACCCAAAUCUCUCAAUCUCCGGCUUCGACGAGCUCCCUUCCAAGGACUUUGGCGUCAACCAGCACAUGAUAAUCAAUCAAGAGUUCAAAGAAGCCCCUCCGUCAGAUUCUUUGGCAAUUCCGCGCUCCAAUUCGCUAUGCCUUCGCCUACGGAUCGGGUGUCUUCCCGCAGUCCAGGAUAGAUUUGGUGCAGGUGUUUACUUCAACCCCUACGUCACCGUCAAUGGCACGUUGAUAAAGUAUGGAGUUGUCAACCUCGACACGCUGUGUAGGGACUUGAGCUCGUGGGACACACUGUACCUUGCGGGUCGGCUGCAAAAACCGGUCAAGAUCCUGCGUGACCAUCCGAAGGUGCGGCUCGCUAACCAGAUGAAUUUACUGUCCGCCGUCCGUGUUGCUUUGUUGCUCCUGCCCGAACAAUUUACCGAAUUCCAACUGUACAGCACUAUUGCCGGUAUCAGCUACAUGGGCGAUCUUCGGAUGGUACUUCCAGCAGAGGAUCCCAAAAAGGUGAACAACAUUGUCUCCGGCCAGAUGGCGAAUUUCCGGCGGCUUUAUGCCCCGCUCAUCGAAACCCUGCCCAAUGUCACCUUCCGGGAUAAGCGCUGUAUGGAGGACGACUGGAUCGAUGACCCGGAUGCUAAUAUGCAGCUCGUCCAAGACAUGGACCCAGUGAAACGCGGAAACAUGGUACGCCGGCUUCCAGAAUCUUUCCGGGAGAAGUUGUAUUUCCAGUAUCAGUCUCGUUUUGGCAUACCCCGAGCGGAAUUCAACAAAAUGAUGCAAGAGGCCAACGACAACGAUCCGGAGAUGGUUCGCCGGAGGCAAGGCGGGCCUUUCGACCAGCGCAUUGCAGGGGACGCGAACCUCACAAAGGAAGUUCAGGCCUCGAUCACUAAGACCAUUCGUUGGCCGAGUACAGUUCAGACCAUCAAAGGACCCUUCACUUCCGGCGUGAGGAGGACAUGGCGUUAUUUACGUGAAAAGCAGGACAAAUACAAGAAGUCCGGCAAGCAUUCCAGCCCUCCGAAAGAAUCACCUUCGAAGGCAUCAAAGGAGGAAUAG
Messenger RNA from Aspergillus terreus NIH2624, 1326 nucleotides. Its product is annotated as phosphatidate cytidylyltransferase. Bases 1 to 1326 code for a protein of 441 amino acids. The transcript has 2 exons. The record is from RefSeq and is a predicted model, not a curated record. Gene Ontology annotation, cellular component: mitochondrion. Gene Ontology annotation, biological process: CDP-diacylglycerol biosynthetic process; cardiolipin biosynthetic process. Gene Ontology annotation, molecular function: phosphatidate cytidylyltransferase activity. NCBI's taxonomy places the organism in Eukaryota, Fungi, Ascomycota, Eurotiomycetes, Eurotiales, Aspergillaceae.